Opisthorchis viverrini is the source of this 576-nucleotide messenger RNA. RefSeq lists its product as hypothetical. Lineage: Eukaryota; Metazoa; Platyhelminthes; Trematoda; Opisthorchiida; Opisthorchiidae. Bases 1 to 576 code for a protein of 191 amino acids. The transcript has 3 exons. The record is from RefSeq and is a predicted model, not a curated record.
AUGGCUCAAUGGGUCGCUGAGGAUGCGGAAACCGUCACACCAUGCUGUUGCGUGAGACCUCAUGGUCACCUGACGAUUCGGUUGGUGGAGUCUGAUUACUUGGAAGGUAGUCCUGAAGUACAGCACUCUCCACUCGUUGUCGGAAUGACCUUCAGUAACGACAUGUACGAGCGAUUCCGACAGAAUUCUAGCCACCCUUUUGCCAUGUCAGCUUGUACCACUCUGAUUUGGCCACGAGCUAAAGCACCCAAUUCGACGAACAACGAUUCGGCAUACGUAGUAGAUGGCCUAACCGCCGCAGCUUUAGGUGCUGGACGCAUUCUUCAAUUACAAUUUCUCUUAUACAACCGGACACCCGUUUUCCAAUUGGCUCUUGCAGAUUCGCAAGCGCCAGCCUACAUAAGCUAUGGCUCUGAGACAACAGCUAUCGAAAACCUGCAGCUGUCAGCUGCUUACAGGGACUGUCUCACAGACAAACACCAAGGAUGUGCCGCUUUGCUACCAUACAUGUCUCAGAUUGUCACAUGCAACCCGAGUUGGAGAUUCGUGCAGCCGACACACUACAUCCAGAGCUAA